CUGGGACAGACAGGGCGGAAGUGGAGGUCAAGAGUAAAAAAAAAAGGCAACAAAUAUGUCCGCGGCUUGCCUGACGUCCUUGAGCCGCUGUGGUGUUUCGGCACUCCGCUCCUCAGCUGGCCUGGUGGCAGUACGGUAUGCACAGACAGCAGCUGCUCCAGCAGCACAACCCAGGAUUAAGAAGUUCCAGGUGUACAGAUGGGACCCAGACACUCCUGGAGACAAACCUCGCAUGCAGACCUUUGAGAUUGACCUAAACACAUGUGGUCCAAUGGUCCUUGAUGCCCUGAUUAAAAUAAAAAAUGAGAUGGACCCCACGCUGACUUUCCGCCGCUCCUGCAGAGAAGGGAUUUGUGGAUCCUGCGCCAUGAACAUCAACGGUGGAAACACGUUGGCCUGCCUCAACAAGAUCGACACAAACACCAGCAAAGCCACCAAGAUCUACCCGCUUCCACACAUGUAUGUGGUCAAAGACCUGGUGCCGGACAUGAGCAACUUCUACGCCCAGUACAAGUCCAUUGAGCCGUACCUGAAGAAGAAGGACGAGUCCCAGGAGGGCAAGGAGCAGUACUUGCAGUCUGUGGAGGACAGACAGAAACUGGACGGCCUUUACGAGUGCAUCCUGUGCGCCUGCUGCAGCACCAGCUGUCCCAGCUACUGGUGGAACGGAGACAAAUACCUGGGACCUGCCGUGCUCAUGCAGGCGUAUCGUUGGAUGAUCGACUCGCGGGACGAGUUCACGGAGGAGCGUCUGUCCAAGCUGCAGGACCCCUUCUCUCUGUAUCGCUGCCACACCAUCAUGAACUGCACCAAGACCUGUCCCAAAGGUCUGAACCCAGGGAAAGCCAUAGCACAGAUCAAGAAGAUGAUGGCCACCUACAAGGAGAAGACGGCAGCUGCUGUUUGACAUCUAUUAUAAUUACAUGAUAUAUUCAUUUUAAAUCAUGAGUAUUCAGCUCUGAUGGACUUGUCACCUCACACACACUAUUGUAUACUAUGUAUGUGUGGAGCACUUGCACAUGUACAAAAUGAAUGGUGUGUAGUGUACCAUAACAUGUUUUUUUUUUGCAGUGUAUUAAAAAGGGUGUUUUCCUGUGUAA
Molecule: messenger RNA, 1100 nt
Organism: Nerophis lumbriciformis (worm pipefish)
Lineage: Eukaryota; Metazoa; Chordata; Actinopteri; Syngnathiformes; Syngnathidae
Gene: sdhb
Product: succinate dehydrogenase complex, subunit B, iron sulfur (Ip)
Biological process (GO): respiratory electron transport chain; tricarboxylic acid cycle; aerobic respiration
Cellular component (GO): mitochondrial membrane
Molecular function (GO): oxidoreductase activity; 2 iron, 2 sulfur cluster binding; electron transfer activity
Source: RefSeq, a predicted model, not a curated record